UAUUUUGAGAGAGCUCCUACAAAGAGAAAAUGGGCCUUCUAUCUUCGUCUCUUGAUUGUCAUCCUUCAACGUCUUGUUAUUGGUGUCAAUACCAAUGCCUAUCUUAAGACUGAUGAUCUUAUUGCUGUGAAUGUUUUGUUUAGUGAAAUCAUUCAAGUCUGGAAGUCUGCCGAAGAAUACAAACAAAAGAUGGCUGCAGAAAAGGAAGCGUUGUUCAGGACUCGUGCUAAAAAGUAUGAACCACCUACUGACGAAGAGUUAGAAGAACAAGAUCUGAAAAAGAUUUUUGCUGAUUUCAACGAAGAUUUUGCAGAUUUGACUAUCGAAGAGGAUGGCCAAACCAAGAGAGAUUCUAUUCCUACCGUAGUCGAGGAAUUGUCUGUAUUAGACGACACUGAUAUUCAUCGCAUUGGGCAUCUUCAUAGAGUUCUCUUUGAAACAUAUAGUCGUGACUCUUGUGUUCGCUCUACCAAGACUUGGGACCGUGAAGCUAUUCAGUCUUAUAAUGUUGCUAGUCAGCUUGCUUCUAUGGCCAAAAGUGCUUUCAGCAACUCUGUCGAUACUGUCUGUAAUGCUGGCCACCUUCGUGUUGCCUCAUUGGCUAUCAACCGUCUUGAAUCAGAGAAUUCCUUUGGUAUGACAAGCGACAACAUUUACGAUUUUUAUCAAAGUGAAAAUGUUGGUGAAGCUAAGCGAGUUGAGCCUAUUGUCAAUCGAUUCAAGGCUCGUGUCUUAAAACUUAUUGAGCAAUGGCCUGAGCAUGCUAUUCUCGAGCAAUUGGUUGUCAUUUGUGAUCGCAUCUUGACAUUCUCUGUCUUGUCUCCUGUUGCUAAAUUCUUGACUGGUAUUGAACUUUUGCUACAAAAAUCAGAAGACUGGGAAGCUUAUGCUGCCAAGCAUGUAUCUUUGAAAGAUCAACGAGAAGAGCUUAUUAAUCUGAUUAUCGGCUGGAGACAACUUGAACUCAACUGCUGGCCCAAAUUAUUGGCUGCUCAGGAACAAUAUCAUCAAGAUGCUGCUUUUGUUUGGUGGUUCCAUCUUUAUGAUGCAGUCAACAACACAUCAUUUGGGUCCAAUGAUGAAGAACAGAACGCAAAGAAUACUCGUGAUUUGCUUGGUGCUCUUGACCACUUUAUCCAAACUGCUUCUAUUAUUGAACUAGAACCUCGUCUCAAGAUGAUUGACACUUUCUACCGCCAAACCAAGGUUCAAGCCGAACUCUCUACAUUUGAAGGCGAGAAAUUAAACUACGAUAAGACAGCUACUAUCUUGCGCAACGUCUACAUGUAUUACUCUCAAUUCCAAGAACAUGCUAAUACUAUGUUGGCUCAAUUACGUAAACCUAUUGAGAAAGAAUUGAAGGACUUUGUCAAGAUUGCCACUUGGAAGGAUGUCAACAUUUAUGCUCUCCGUCAAAGUGCUUCCAAGACACAUAGACAGCUCCAUAAAUGUAUCAGAAAGUACCGUGAAGUCCUCAACAAUUCUAUGUUGACUAUUAUUGCUAAUUACAAUGAAGAGCAUGCUAUGUAUCAAUUUGGCGAUGAUAAGCGUUAUUCCAAAGAUAUCAACCGUGGUCUUGUGGAUCAGCUUUCCCAACCAAAUAUCUGGAUGUGUGAUACAAACUUGCCUGAUCCCAACAACGAGUUUGACUGGACUUCUGCUCCACCUGUCAGACAGCAUUUGAGUAAUCUUCAAACUACCUUGAACAGAAUGCGUGCUUAUUGUCGCAAGGAUGUCUAUAUUACUGACAAUGAAACUAAGGACCUCCCCCUAGAAAACUUUAUGACUGAAAUGAUUGAACAGAUCAAGCACUUCCAAAAAGAAACUCCUUCCGUCAUGACUGAAGAAAACAAGUCGCUUGUCAAAAACCAAAAACUUCUCAAAAAGAAAGCACUGGUUGACUUUUUGAAAGAACUUCGUCGUCUCGGUCUCAAGUCUCGUCUAGGUAAAAUGAAAGAACAAAACUCUGAUACUACCGUUCUCUUCCGGCAACAAGUUGCUGAAUGGGAUUCUACUAUCCAAAGUAGAGAUCUUCAAAAGGAAAAACUGUCUACUUUUUCUUGUGCUACAUUUGAUAUGAUUGAACAAUGGAAGAAGGCUAAUGACUAUUAUUUCCGCUGUAUUGCUAGAUUAACCCAUUUGAGAACAAUUAGUACAACCAACGUCAGUAAAGAUCUUUCUAUGCUUGAAGUAGAACGUGCCCUAAGUGCUACAGAGCAUAUGUUUGCCCUUACCAACAAAGAACGUUCUCUUUUGGCUCGUAUUGAGGAGCGUGUCCAAGUUCUUCAAGGUGUGUCUGUUCAGCUUUCGGCUCUUUAUGAUUCUGUAUCUCAAGGUCAUCAAAUUGUUAAUGAUGCACAAAUUGGCUGUCGAUUGACGAACCAUAAGGUGCAUGUCGAUAAACUUGCUCUUCUUAUGAACCAAGCUGUCAAUGUAAUUUCCUUGCAAGUCGGAUACAACAAUCAGCAAAUGUUUAAGGAUGUACAAAGCAUGUGUUGUGAAAUACAAAAGGUUCAAAAGACUGUGGAUUAUUGGUUUGUUCAACGUUAUCUUUAUCCUAAGGCUGCUACUGGUCUCGAAUUUUCACUUUUGUCUUCUGAUGUCAACCAAUUGAUUAAUUCUAACAUUGAAAAGAUCAAUGCUGCUCAUACUCUUUUGAUUAGUGUCAUGCAAACCUUUCCUCAAUCUAGCCAUGUUGUAUUCCCUAUCAUGCGCUAUAUCGAGAAGGUUUGUUUAUCUAUCUCAAGUUCUAGUCCCGUAGAAACCGAGAAAGGCACAAUCGUUGAACUUCGUGAAAAGAUUCAUGGUUUUAUUGACACAGCUCUUGUUUCUAUUCAAGAUUUGAAGAAGGCCAAUAUCAUUGAAAGCCCAAAGAUAGCCUCAGAAGAAGCUGGCGAUACCGAGGAAAUGGCCGAAGAUUUCAUUCGUCAACAAAACGGCAAGCAGUCCACACUUGCUAGUGCUCUUCAUCUUGAAGCUGCUUCUAAGCGUUGUGCAGAAUUAUUGACCAUUGCUCACAACUUGAUUUCUGACUCUAAGGAAGUUUCUGAAGUUCAAGAAAUAUCUCAUUUGUUGCAAGAAGUUUAUCCUUUCCUGCAACAAUAUAUGCUUAUUGUUCAACACACACUUGCUAAAAUGUUGAUUCAUCACAAGUCUAUGGCUAAGAUGACUUAUUGUCUUGUCAAUUCAUUCAGUAUCAUUAUUACCAAGGGUUUCUGUAUGCCUGCUGGUGCAGAUGAUGGUGAAGAAGGCGAAGCCGAUGGUAUGAUGAAUGGUACUGGUAUUGGUGAGGGUGAAGGUAGUAAAGAUGUUAGCAACGAAAUUGAAGACGAAGAGCAAGUUCUUGGUACUCAGAAUGAAGAACGCAACAAGGAUGAGAAGCAAGAUACUAAAGAGGAAAAAGAUGGUAUGGACAUGGAGAACGACUUUGACGGAAAUCUUGAAGACAUGGAACAAGAUGAGGAUAAAGAUGAUGAAUCCGGUAGUUCUGAUGAGGAAGACGAGCCUGAUGAGCAAAUCGGCGAUGUUGACGAUAUGGAUCCAGAUGCUGUUGAUGAUAAGAUGUGGGGUGACGAAGCUGAAGAAAACCUGAAAGAAAGUGACAAGACAGUAGACGAUCAAGGUCAACAGCAACAAGAGCAAGAGUCUGAGAUUGUUGCAAAAGAAGAAAACGACCAACAGCCAGAAUCGAAAGGCGAGAAGCCUGAAAAGGCAGAAAAGAAUGAUAAACAGCAAGAAGCUGAUGGUGAAGAGGGUGACGGUGAAGAAGAGAUGGACGAUCAAAAAGAAGGUGAUGAUCAACAGGAAGGUGAAGGCGAAGGGGAAGAUGAGGACGAUGCAGAAAAUAGACCUGGUGAACAACUCAACGCUGAAAUUCCUGAAGCCGAGACAUUAGAACUGCCUGAUGAUUUGAAUAUGGAUGGUGAUGACGAUAAUGAAGAAGAGGAAGGAGGAGGUGAAGACAUGAAUGAUCCUAUGGACAUGGAUGAACAGCCUUCGAACCAAGGUGAAGAACAACUUCCAGAAGAAGAUGAGUCAGUCGAAACAUUCCAAGAUCCUUUGAAUGAUGUCGAUCAAGACACAAAUCAAGAAGACGAAGAGAUGGCUGAUGCUUCUGCUCAAAGAGACACAGAAGUUGGUGAAGAUGAGGAAGAAGAAAAGGAAAAUCCUACUGGUGAAGAAGAGGAUCAAGAAGAAAAGGAACAAGUCGCACCUGAAGUGGGUGAUUCAGAGCAAAACAGAAAGAACGGACAGAUAGAAGAAGAUGAGCAGGAAGCUGAGGAAGAGAGCCAAGCUCAAAAUCGCGAACAACCCAACAGCGAUACUACUGCAGAUAAUCAAUUUGGUGUUCAAGGUGAAGCUGGAAAGCAAAGCAAGACUUCUACUGGUAAAAAAGAAGGUGAUGAUGACAAGGCAGACUCAAAUGAUGCUGAAGAUGAAAUACUUGACAAGAAGGAAAACAAGGGAAAGUCUGAGCGUGGUAUCAAUCAAGCCGAUCAAGACGAAGAAGAAGCUGGAAAGGAAGAUCAAGACGAUGAAGGAGAAGAGAAAGAUGCUAGUCAAUCUCAAUCAAAUCCCCAAAGAAGUCUUGGUGAUGCAUUAGAAAAAUGGAGAAGAAGACUCGCUGAUCUUAACGACAAUAAUGAAGAAGAGGAAAUUGAGAAUCAAGAAAAGACAGAUGAUGCUGACGCCCAAGAUGCUAAGGUGAACGAAGAUAACUCUUUUGAAUAUGUCAAGAACGAUGAAGAGGCACAUGAUAUGCAAACCAUGGGUAAUGCACAAGCUGACCAAGUCCAAGAUUUGAAGAUGGCUGGUAUAGAUGAAGAGAAAGAAGAUGGCAAAGAAACUUCUGGAGAAAUGGACGUUGAUCAAGCAACUGAAGAUGUUGACACUAUGCCACUGCCCCGUGAUACCUUGGAUAUUGCUGGCUCUACUGAUACAAAGGGCGCUAUUCUUAGCAAGAAGUUGCCUGAAAAUCAAAUGUUUGAUGACUCUGAAGUCUUGACCAUGGAUGAAUCUGUCGUUGCUCGUGAGCCCUUUGAACAAGAAGAUAUCAAUCGUAUGAGAGACGAGCUUGAAACUCAAGUAUCCGAAUGGAGAGAAGAAGGUCGUGACAUCAACAAGGCUCGCGAACUCUGGCAAGGCUAUGAAAAUCUAACGCAUGAUCUUGCUAUGGGACUGUGUGAACAGCUUCGUUUGAUUCUUGAGCCCACUUUGGCCACCAAACUUAAGGGUGAUUAUCGCACAGGCAAGCGUUUGAACAUGAAGAAGAUUAUCCCUUAUAUUGCAAGUCAGUUCAAGAAAGACAAGAUUUGGCUGCGUCGUACAAAGCCAAGCAAGCGUCAAUACCAAGUGAUGAUUUCUGUUGAUGAUUCCAAGUCUAUGUCUGAGUCUCACUCGGUGCAACUUGCUUAUGAAGCACUGUCGCUUAUUUCUAAAGCUCUUUCACAAUUGGAAGUGGGCGAUAUCUCAAUUACUUCAUUUGGUGAACGUGUACGUUUAUUGCAUCCUUUCGACCAACCUUUCACUGCUGAAUCUGGUGCCAAUGUCAUUCAACAAUUUACUUUUGCCCAACAAAAGACCUAUGUCAAGAGUUUGAUUGAAACAUCACUUGGGUUGUUCGAAAAUGCAAAGCAUUCUUCUGGUCCUGGCAACACUGAACUAUGGCAACUUCAAUUGAUUCUCUCUGAUGGUAUUUGCGAAGAUCAUGAAACUCUUCGUGCUCUUGUUCGUAGCGCCUUAGAUCGACAAAUCAUGAUGAUCUUUAUUGUUGUUGACAAUAAGCCCGAAAAAGACUCCAUUUUGAACAUGACCAACGUCAAAUACGUUAUCAAGGAUGGCAAAUACAGUAUUCAAAUGAACCCUUACCUUGAAACCUUCCCCUUCCAAUACUUCAUGGUAUUGAGGGAUAUUAAUUCUCUUCCUGAAGCGCUUUCUGAUGCUCUAAGACAAUACUUUAGCUUUGUUUCUGCAUAGUUGUAUAAAUAAAUAUUUUAUUCUAAUUAAUCUUUCUUCUUGGCUUAUAAA
This is a messenger RNA of Gilbertella persicaria, 6027 nucleotides long. RefSeq lists its product as uncharacterized. Lineage: Eukaryota; Fungi; Mucoromycota; Mucoromycetes; Mucorales; Choanephoraceae. Bases 190 to 5976 code for a protein of 1928 amino acids. Gene Ontology annotation, cellular component: preribosome, large subunit precursor. Gene Ontology annotation, biological process: ribosomal large subunit assembly; rRNA processing. The record is from RefSeq and is a predicted model, not a curated record. The transcript has a single exon.